CUCAGCGGAGGAGUCAGAGGCGCAGUGAGGAGCAGGGAGCUCCAGUCAUCGGUCCGGAGAGGAGGAGGAGAACAUCUGCUCUGUGGAGGAGAACAGAGGAGCUGAGGAGGAGAACAUCUGCUCUGUGGAGGAGAACAGAGGAGCUGAGGAGAAGAACAUCGGAGCUGUGGAGGAGAACUGAGGAGCUGUGGAGGAGAACAUCUGCUCUGAGGAGGAGAACUGAGGAGCUGAGGAGGAGAACAUAUUUUCUGAGGAGGAGAACAUCGGAGCUGAGGAGGUCACGUCUUGCUGUCCCAGGAUGCAUUGCUCCGUCAGGCCGGGUCUGUGCCUGCUGGGCUUGGUUCUCAUCUCUCUGGUCCCUCAGCCGGCGCGAGGCCAAGUUUCAUCGCCGCGAAGAUUCCGAGCCAAAGUCCUGAGUCCCACGAAGCUGCAGGUUCUGUGGAAGGAGCCGAAAGGACAGUUUGAAAGCUACAAGGUGGUUUACACCACACGACCAGGUGGACAGAAGGAGGAAGUUCAGGUCUCGAAACAGGAAGCCAAGCUGCUCAUCGAGGACUUUGACCCGUCCAAAGAAUACGACUUUCAAAUCGUCGCAGUCAGUGGAGGACGCGAGAGUAAACCUCUCCAGGCCAAACAUGAAGCUCAGCGAUCAGGCAUCGAGGUGGUUCGGUCCCAGGGGAGACAAGACGCCGGGGUCAACGAGGACAACGAGAUCUCGGAAGCUGAGGAAGGAUUCAUGUGUAAGACUCCAGCCAUCUCUGACAUCGUGAUCCUGGUGGACGGCUCCUGGAGCAUCGGCCGCAUCAACUUCAGGCUGGUCAGGAGCUUCCUGGAGAACCUGGUCCGGGCCUUCAGCGUGGACAUCGACAAGACCCGGAUCGGUCUGGCUCAGUACAGCGGAGACCCCCGGAUCGAGUGGCACCUGAACGCUCACAGCACCAAAGAGGCCGUGAUGGACGCGGUGAAGAACCUGCCGUAUAAAGGAGGAAACACACUGACAGGUCUGGCUCUGACCUUCAUCCUGGAGAACAGCUUCAAACCAGAGUCUGGAUCCAGAUCCGGCGUUCCCAAGAUCGGGAUCCUGAUCACGGACGGGAAGUCGCAGGACGAUGUGAUUCCUCCGGCUCAGAGUCUGAGGGAGGCCGGCAUCGAGCUGUUCGCCAUCGGUGUGAAGAACGCUGAUGAGAACGAGCUGAAGGCCAUCGCCUCCCCCCCGGAGGACACGCACGUCUACGUGGUGGCGGACUUCGGAGUGAUGAGCGACAUCGUGGAGGGACUGACCAAGACGGUGUGCGACCGCAUGGAGCAGCUCGACAAACAGAUCCGAGGGGGGUCCCCCGUCCUGCCCCCCACCUCCAUAGCUCCGCCCCGUGACCUGGUGACCUCUGACAUCACAGCUCGCAGUUUCCGUCUGGCGUGGACUCACGCUCCGGGUCAGGUGGAGAAGUACCGUGUGGUCUACUACCCAGCCAGCGGAGCGCAGCCGGAGGAGAAGGUGGUUCAAGGCUCCGAGGACAGCGUGGUGCUGACCUACCUGAACUCCCUGACCGAGUACCAGGUGGCCGUGUUCGCCGUGUACCGCAGCGUGGCCAGCGAGGCCCUGAGAGGCAGCGCCACCACACUGGCGCUGCCGAUGGUGAACGAGCUGGAGUUGUUUGACAUCACUCACAGCACCAUGAGGGUUCGCUGGAAGGUCGCCGCCGGGGCUUCUGGGUACAUGAUCCUGUACGCCCCGCUGACGGAGGGCGACCCCGCGGACGAGAAAGAGGUGAAGGUGGCGGACUCGGUGAACGAGGUGGAGCUCGAGGGUUUGACCCCGGUCACCGAGUACACGGUGACCGUUUACGCCAUGUACGGAGAGGAGGCCAGCGACCCCAUGACCAGUCAACAGACCACACUUCCUCUGACUCCGGCGAGGAAUCUGCGAUUCUCAGACGUGGACCAUAGCUCCGCCCAGCUCACGUGGGACUCCGCCUCCAGGAAGGUGAAUGGUUACCGCGUCAUGUACGUGAAAACCGACGGGGUCCUGACCAAUGAGGUGGAGGUCGGCCGUGUCACCAGCUGGAUGCUGAGGAACCUGACGUCCCUGACGGAGUACACCGUCGGUGUGUUCGCCAUCUACGACGAGGGACAAGCUGAGGCCGUGACUGACAGCUUCACCACCAAGACGGUUCCAGACCCUCUGGACAUGAAGAUCACAGACAUCUCUACUGACAGCUUCAAGGUGUCAUGGCAACACCCGGCCUCUGAUGUGGUGCUGUACCGACUCAUCUGGACUCCGACUGACGGAGGAGACGGUCAGGAGGCUCUGGUGAAUGGGAACCUCAACACGUACCUGAUCCGACGCCUCAGCCCGGACUCGGAAUUGACUUUAAAGCAGCCGUCCUCCAGCCAACAGGAAGUGACCUGUCAUUCAUCAGACGGACAGAAGCAGGAGACCAAGCUGAGCGGGGGGGCCAGUCGACACUGUUUCAACAACCUGAAGCCCAACACACAAUACAAGAUCAGUGUGUACGCUCAGCUGCAGGACGGCAGCGAGGGACCGGCUGUCACUGCUGUGGAGAAGACAUUACCCGUCCCGACUCCGGCGCCGACCAAGCCCCCCACCACCACCGCCCUGCCCACAAUCCCCCCGGCUAAAGAAGGUAAGAGCUGA
This is a messenger RNA of Pleuronectes platessa (European plaice), 2656 nucleotides long. Its product is annotated as collagen alpha-1(XIV) chain. The transcript has 20 exons. Gene Ontology annotation, cellular component: interstitial matrix. The record is from RefSeq and is a predicted model, not a curated record. Lineage: Eukaryota; Metazoa; Chordata; Actinopteri; Pleuronectiformes; Pleuronectidae. The coding region runs from base 299 to 2656 and encodes 785 amino acids. Gene Ontology annotation, molecular function: protein binding.